GAGCGCCUCAUCGCGGCGGCCGCGCCCGGCCUGCCGGCCGCCAUGACCGGGGAGAAGCUGCGCUCGCUGCGCAGGGACCACAAGCCCAGCAAGGAGGACGGGGACCUGCUGGCGCCCGGCGAGGAGGAGGCGGCCGCGGCGCCCGGGGGGCUCUUCACGGGCGGGCGCGGCAAGGGCGGCCGCGCCGGCGGCCACCGCAUCUUCAGCAACCACCAGCCCCGGGCGCCGCUCAAGGGGGGCCCGGCGGGCGGCGGGACGGGCCCGGCCGCCGAGCCCGACCGGAGCGGCGCGCACUUCCCCGUGCACGAGUGCGUCUUCAAGGGCGACGUGCGGCGCCUCUCCGCGCUCAUCCGCACGCAGGGCAUCGGCCAGAAGGACAGUCACGGAAACACUCCAUUACAUCUUGCUGUGAUGUUGGGCCAUAAAGAAUGUGCCCACUUGCUUUUAGCCCAUAAUGCUCCAGUAAAGGUGAAAAAUGCUCAGGGAUGGAGCCCUCUUGCAGAAGCCAUCAGUUAUGGAGACAGGCAAAUGAUUACUGCACUCCUAAGGAAGCUUAAGCAGCAGUCCAGGGAAAGCGUCGAAGAAAAGCGACCUCGAUUAUUAAAAGCCCUAAAAGAGCUAGGUGACUUCUAUCUAGAGCUUCACUGGGAUUUUCAAAGUUGGGUGCCUUUACUCUCCCGAAUUCUGCCUUCUGAUGCAUGUAAAAUACACAAGCAAGGUAUAAAUAUCAGGCUGGACACAACUCUCAUAGACUUUACUGACAUGAAGUGCCAACGGGGGGAUUUAAGCUUCAUUUUUAAUGGUGAUGCAGCACCCUCUGAAUCUUUUGUAGUUUUAGACAAUGAACAAAAAGUUUACCAGCGAAUACAUCAUGAGGAAUCGGAAAUGGAAACKGAGGAGGAGGUUGACAUUUUAAUGAGCAGUGAUAUCUACUCAGCAACAUUAUCAACCAAAUCAAUUACCUUCACACGUGCCCAGACGGGAUGGCUUUUUCGAGAAGACAAAACAGAAAGAGUAGGAAACUUCUUAGCAGAUUUCUACCUGGUUAAUGGACUUGUAUUAGAAUCAAGGAAAAGAAGGGAACAUCUCAGUGAGGAGGAUAUUCUUCGAAAUAAAGCUAUCAUGGAGAGUCUGAGUAAAGGUGGCAAUUUAAUGGAACAAAAUUUUGAGCCUGUGAGACGACAGUCACUUACUCCACCAUCACCCAAUACAAUUACAUGGGAAGAGUAUAUAUCUGCUGAAAAUGGAAAAGCUCCUCAUCUGGGUAGAGAGCUGGUCUGCAAAGAAAGCAAGAAAACCUUUAAAGCCACGAUAGCUAUGAGCCAGGAAUUUCCCUUGGGAAUUGAGUCAUUAUUGAAUGUUUUAGAAGUAAUUGCACCCUUCAAGCACUUUAACAAACUUAGAGAAUUUGUUCAAAUGAAGCUUCCACCAGGCUUUCCUGUAAAAUUAGAUAUCCCUGUAUUCCCCACCAUCACAGCCACUGUGACUUUUCAGGAGUUUCGUUACGAUGAAUUUGAUGAAUCUAUCUUCACUAUUCCUGAUGACUACAAGGAGGACCCCAGCCAUUUUCCUGAUCUAUAAUUAAACUGGAAGGUUAAUGGUGAAUAACAAUACCAGCGUAUCACAGUAAAUGGAUGCAAAUAGCCCACAGAUAUUAUAGGCAUGGAAGUGGGUCAUACAGGAAGGGAUAAACUUAAAUAAUCCGGAAGAAAAGGGAACAUGCAUCAAAUGRCUGAUGUACUGGUAUUCACUAUAAUGGGCAUCCUAAUCUAGUCCCUGAUUUACAGCACGUCUCCUGAUGUGUCAUUCACACUUUUAUACAUCCAGAAUUGCAGGCCUGGUAGUUUGACACUUCAGUGACCCCAAAAGCAGUUAACAGCUGUGAGGACUAUCAUUCAUUUUUAAAUUUUUUACAUUUCUUCUUGGUGAUACAGAAAGCACUCUUGGACCAUUAGCAUAAAAUUGAAAUGUCUUAGCUGGAUAYUAAUCCUUUAAAACAUGCCACUGUAUUUAAGAUGACCAUGUUAUAUUCUUUCGUGCUUUGUUUUCAUGAAUUGUAAACUAUGUAUCAUUAUGUAUAGUUCAGUAAUUUGAAUGUUAGUUGAACAUAUAUUAGAAGGAAUGCAUUUUCUGUAGGUGAAUGAACCAAAUGGCCACCAUUAAACAAUUGCAUUUUCAUAUUGCAGUCCACAUCAGAAAUAGCAUUCACUCUGCAGGGAAUAAGAAACCACCGUAGCACCUUAGUGCAGUCCGUUGUGGUGCUAUCCAUGUCGCUGAAGUGGUGAUUUCUUCCCUGAGCUCUUGGUUAAUCUUUCUUUCAUUGGCUCUGCAGGUAACUUCUUUUUAUCAUACUGGCUUAAGAAGUCCUUGCUGUGUCCGUGAUGCGGUGUUGAUUAGCACGCUUGGAGCUUGUUAGAUAGAAAUCGCCACUUUUUUUUUCUUUUUUUUUYUUUUUUUUUUCAUACUCACGUAGGAGACUUGCUCCAGUUGAUGGGUAAACAUCAACUAAGUUACCUUGUUCUGAUGUCCAGCAGCCACUGGAAUACAUGGGAUGUGUAUGAAGAGUUCCUAGAACAAUAAGCUCAAGUGUUGUCGUCUUACACAAAAAAAUGUUUCUCUUGAAGUUAGUUUAAUUGUAGUGCACAUUGAAUAGAGCUCACACUGGAAUAUUUUAUCUACAAAUGMUUAGUAUGUUUCCAGAUUAAUUUUCUUCUUUUUAAUAUUUUUGAUAGGUAGGGAGUUACAUUACUCUGGUUUAUUGAGCUUAUUCUCAUUCCAAGUGGUUCCAGUCUCCUAGUAUGACAAUAAUCCAGCUUUCUGGUUUGUUAGAAAGAAUUUGUGCAACAGGCUAAUGGUGCUAUUUGUUUGUAUUAAGAAAUUUAGAAUAACGUGCUGUGGUGUAACUGUAAAAAAAUGUAAAUAUUUUCAAAAUUAUAUUCUUUGUGCACUGUAGUUAAAACUUUUUCUGGAAAUCAAUAGAGUUAUGUUUGAAACUUUAUAAUAAAGAGUACCAUCAAUGCUUAGUAAAGGUAACCGACCUGACUAACCAUGCAGGUGAUAAAUGGAGAUAGCUUAUCACAAGGCAAUAAAAGGUGAUUGUCAGGCACAUCARUCAAAGGUGGAAAUACUUCAAGUGGACAGUCAUUCACAAUUUCUGGAAUCCCRUCUAUAUAAGACCCAGAGAGGCUGCUCUAGGGAAGUACUGUUGAAUCACUAGCAGCAAAAAUGGAUAAACCGAAAAUAGAAAGUUGAGGUUGAUCCUAUUUCAGCAUUACCUUAAGCCUGCAGGUGAGCAGUGUUUACUUGGUGGACAGUGAAUGAUACACUGUAGUUAUUUAAUUCUAAAUCAAAUUGGAAGUAAAACAGUAGAGGAAGAAAUAAAGGGAAAUGUAAACUUCUUGUAAUAACUUGUGAAGUAGUGUGUGAGGAGCAGAUGUUGAACAUUUGGUAGGAAUGAUAGGRCUUGUUUUAACAAGUAAUGAUGAAUUCCUAAAGUGUUCUGCAUCUAUGGUAUAAAUUGACCCCCUGGUAGUGUCCUCAGCAGCCGCAUUGAAUGUAUGUGGAGCCUGCGUGGCCCCGGCGCGAGGUGCUGGGCCGCUGCAGAGCCCUUUGCCCCUCGUGCUGCAGCUCUGGCAUGGAGCAGAACGAGGAGCUCGGCGACGGGACAGGCGACGCGAUGGGCGCGAAGCCGACGCGCCGRGUGCCCCAGCAAGCGCCGGUGCCAUAGGGGAGCGCCCAGCUGCUUGGAACUUGCAGCAAACACAGCCGGCCGAUCCUCUGUAGGAUGAACAGGAGAGCUUUUCUGCCAGUAUUGCAGGGCAAGAGCUGCGUGUUUCACGUUAUCUUGUGUUUCUGCUUUUUUCAGAGUAUCGUCGCAGUGCUUGCGGGCAGAGCAAGGCACGUACGUAGCUACAGCUAUGUAUUGUAGGCAGUAUAGCAAGUGCAACGGACUGGGUUCUAGACUUAAAACAAAUCAAAACAAUCAUCUAGUUUAGCCUGCCCUGCCGCCCGGGGUCUGCAUUCCCUCCAUCUGCUUCUAGGAGGCUGCAUUUAUGUCUGGUGGCAACAGGGGUGUCUGACUCGAGCCCGCUGCGGCUCCUCGAAAUGUUUUCACUGAUUGUCAUGGACUCUGGCUGAAAACUUUAUGGUUUUUUAACCUUCACAAAUACAUAAUUACUAACUUUGAUACAUUUUAAGAUUUGCAGAAACUUUUUUAUAGUGGGUUGCUAUAUUGAGGCUUGUUCUAACCUGCAGUGUCAGCGCCAGUGGACGCAGAUUUGGUUGGCUGUAGUCCUUUAACAUAAUCGAUGGUGAACAUACCCUGCUACUCAUUUCCUUAAUGUGAAGCUGAAGGAUCGGACUCCGAUCGGAGUGUAUUUUUCCAGUUCAAUGACUGUUUUCUAGCUGCCUGGUUCCCCG
This is a messenger RNA of Nothoprocta perdicaria, 4419 nucleotides long. It is a transcript of the gene ANKRD13C, whose product is annotated as ankyrin repeat domain 13C. The transcript is spliced from 13 exons. Lineage: Eukaryota; Metazoa; Chordata; Aves; Tinamiformes; Tinamidae. The record is from RefSeq and is a predicted model, not a curated record. Bases 43 to 1581 code for a protein of 512 amino acids. Gene Ontology annotation, molecular function: protein binding. Gene Ontology annotation, cellular component: cytoplasm.